Molecule: messenger RNA, 1032 nt
Organism: Saccostrea cuccullata (small rock oyster)
Lineage: Eukaryota; Metazoa; Mollusca; Bivalvia; Ostreida; Ostreidae
Exons: 3
Coding region: 169-1032 (287 amino acids)
Source: RefSeq, a predicted model, not a curated record
UUGUGUGAGAAUUUUUCGAAUAUUUAUUCACAAGGAUUUGAUGCAUUGCAUCGAUCUGUGGGCAAUGUUGGUGUUGGAUUCUUCGACUCGCCCACAGGGAAUGACAGGGAUUAUUUCUAUGCCCUUUCUGCCUUGAGAGAUUUCCUCAUAGAAUUAAAUCACCAUGAGAUGUGUCUAAAGCAAAGACAUCCAUAUGGAGAUGCAUUUGACAGACAGUCAGAAGUUGUUGUUGCUGUUUUAUUGACAAAUCAUCUUCUAUCCCGCCUUGUAUAUGGUAACAGAUAUCUUAUAAGCAAUGACUACGAAGGACGACCAAACAAAUGUCCAUGUCUGAAGCCAUUAGAUUGUGCAUCCCUUAUAAAUUACGGACAAACAGGACUUGGAUGUGAGGAAAUUUGGUACGGUCAUCCUGAUAUAGUUUUGGUUCCUUCACGCUUUUCAUACGUUCCACUGUGCUUUAUUGGUGAUGAUCCUGAGGAUGAAUUGCAAGAGGAUGAAGAAAUUCUCACAAAAGAUUGCCUCCAGGAGAAUUAUCCGACUGACAUAUGUGAAGAUUUAGGUGCAAAAUUGAUCUUUGAGAAAUAUGCUGAGCAGAUACUCAGUCAAGCUAUUACUUUUUCUUUUUGUGAAGCAAAUGUAGCUUUAACAGAUGGAGAAGGGCUGUGUGGUCCUACACUGGUGCCAUCAUUGGUUUUAACUCCUCUCUAUUAUUACAUUGUAAUGUAUGAUUAUGAAAAUGACAUAUUGUUAAGUAGUGGACAUCGACCUACAUCAUUGUGGGAUGAAAGUGGAGUGAGAUUCAACUUGUCUGCUAUUUUGCAAAUUUGGAUGGUUCUCAAUCACCGCUUUUUUGGCCCAAAAUUAAAUAAUACACUUUUGAAAGACUUUUCCCAAAGUUGCAACUUUAAUAAAAUAUUGAAAGAGCUGCAGAUGUUUGAUAAAACAAAGGACAUCUCCUACAGUCCAUCUGUUAGACGAAAAGAAACAAAACAUUUCAUGCUUUAUUCAGAAUAUAUGAAGUUGAAUAAAUGA